This is a messenger RNA of Nothobranchius furzeri (turquoise killifish), 1666 nucleotides long. It is a transcript of the gene ass1, whose product is annotated as argininosuccinate synthase 1. Gene Ontology annotation, cellular component: cytoplasm. Gene Ontology annotation, molecular function: ATP binding; argininosuccinate synthase activity. The record is from RefSeq and is a predicted model, not a curated record. Gene Ontology annotation, biological process: urea cycle; L-arginine biosynthetic process. NCBI's taxonomy places the organism in Eukaryota, Metazoa, Chordata, Actinopteri, Cyprinodontiformes, Nothobranchiidae.
UGACGUCGUGCGUCUCGUGCUCUUGUUCGGAUGACGUAUCCCUGGUAAAGCAGUUCAGCCCUGUCGACGCUCCAAACACGCCACAGCUCCAGACAACCUACAGUCUCACAGACCUACCGUUGUUUGCUCUCUGCUGUACCUUCUGCCUGUCAUCAUGUCUAACGGCACCGUGGUUCUGGCUUACAGCGGUGGACUGGACACAUCCUGCAUUCUGGUGUGGCUCAAGGAGCAGGGCUAUGAUGUCAUCACGUACUUGGCCAAUAUCGGACAAGAUGAAGAUUUUGAAGCUGCCCGGAAAAAGGCGGAAAGCCUCGGCGCCAAGAAGGUUUUUAUUGAGGACCUGCGCUCUGAGUUUGUGGAGGACUUUAUCUGGCCUUCGGUUCAGGCCAACGCGGUUUAUGAGGACCGAUACUUGAUGGGAACCGCCAUAGCAAGGCCAUGCAUUGCCCGUCGUCAGGUUGAGAUAGCACGCAUGGAGAGUGCUCAGUUUGUCUCCCACGGUGCCACCGGAAAGGGGAAUGACCAGAUACGCUUUGAGCUCACAUGCUACGCUCUGUACCCGGAGGUCAAGAUCAUUGCACCGUGGAGGAUCCCUGAGUUUUACAAUCGAUUCCGGGGAAGAACAGACCUGAUGGAAUACGCAAAGAAACAUGGCAUCCCAGUGCCCGUCACUCCUCGGGCACCCUGGAGCAUGGAUGCUAAUCUCAUGCACAUAAGCUAUGAGUCUGGCAUCCUGGAGAAUCCCAAGAGUCAUGCUCCUGCUGAUCUGUACCUGAUGACCAAAAACCCAGAAGAUGCUCCAAAUGUCCCAGAUGUUCUAGAGAUUGAGUUCAGAAAAGGAGUGCCUGUGAAGGUGAUCAAUGUGAAGGAAGGCAAAUCCAAAGACACACCCCUGGAAAUUUUCUCAUACCUCAAUGAGAUUGGAGGAAAACAUGGAGUGGGUCGGAUUGACAUUGUAGAGAAUCGCUUUAUCGGCAUGAAGUCACGAGGCAUAUAUGAAACUCCAGGAGGCACCGUCCUCCUGAAGGCCCACUUGGACAUCGAGACGUUCACCAUGGACAAAGAAGUACGUAGGAUCAAACAGGGACUUGGUGUCAAGUUCUCUGAACUCGUGUACAAUGGAUUCUGGUACAGUCCUGAGUGUGACUUUGUGCGCCACUGCAUAGCCAAGUCCCAGGAGAACGUGGAGGGCAAAGUCCAGCUGUCCAUUUUUAAGGGUCAGGUCUACAUCCUGGGACGAGAGUCACCCAAGUCUCUGUACAAUGAGGAGCUGGUCAGCAUGGACGUGCAAGGAGACUAUGACCCGUGUGAUGCCUCUGGAUUCAUCAGAAUAAAUGCUGUCAGGUUGAGGGAGCAUUGCCGUCUGCAGGGUUUUUCUGACCCCAAACCGUAACCGUUGCACUUCAUUGUGAUGGGUAAAAAAGUUGUGCCUUUUUGUCUAUUGUAGGUUGUCAUAGCAUCGGGGUUGUAGAACACCAGGUUCAACUGCUCUCCAAUUGAUCAAAAGAAGUGAAUCAAAUAAAAUGUGUUGUAUUUAUAGAAUCAGUUCUGUAGCUGUUUUAGAAAACACUGCACAAAAUCGUGUGUGCAGGUGUUUUAUUUGCAGUGCAGUCAUCCUUAGUUCAAUAUAAUGAACUAAUGUUUGGAAUAAAAGAAGUAAAUUGUG